CUAUUGGUUUGCUAUCGGACGUAGUAGGUACGUUGGGAUAAAAUUUAUGAUGAAAAAUUGGUGAUCGAAACUUCAAAGGAUUUAUUUUUAAGGUUUGUUUAAAACAUUUUUAUUAUCUGUAACUUUAAUAUUUUCAAAAAUGGAAGUUCUAAAUUUUACUUCCAUUUUUGAAAUUUCAAACAUAACGUUAGAAAAUUUUAAUUGGCUCAACGAACCAGCCCAGUGGAGCUUGAAGGAUAACGAACUGGUUUUGACUACAGACUACAAAACUGACUUCUGGCAAAGUACAUGGUACAAUUUCACUGUGAACACCGGACAUGUUUACGGAGUCGGCAUUUCUGAAGAUUUUACCUUGGAGGUAUGCGUUGAAGCGGAUUUCCACACGCUGUAUGAUCAAGCCGGUCUGAUGAUUUACUUAGAUGAAAAACAUUGGCUUAAAGCGGGAAUCGAAUACAAUGACGGACAACCUAUGAUAGGCAGUGUACUCACUAAUGAAGUUUCUGAUUGGGCAACAGGUAUAUUCAAUGGUAACCCAAGAAAAUUCUGGCUGAGACUGACGAAGGUCGGUACCGUUGUUUGUAUUAAAUACUCCACAGAUAAUAAAACAUGGCUCUUAUUAAGAUUAUCAGCAUUCCCUGUGGCCGAGAAGUAUUUCGUGGGUCCAAUGAGCUGUACUCCACAGCGACAGGGCUUGACUGUCAAAUUCAGUGGGUUGACAUUUAGUAAGCCAGCUAAAGAUAUUUUACACUCUAAUUAAAAAGCAAUAAAUACAUUUUGCAUAA
Molecule: messenger RNA, 782 nt
Organism: Nymphalis io (European peacock)
Lineage: Eukaryota; Metazoa; Arthropoda; Insecta; Lepidoptera; Nymphalidae
Exons: 4
Coding region: 140-757 (205 amino acids)
Source: RefSeq, a predicted model, not a curated record